Molecule: messenger RNA, 1788 nt
Organism: Tilletiopsis washingtonensis
Lineage: Eukaryota; Fungi; Basidiomycota; Exobasidiomycetes; Entylomatales
Exons: 1
Coding region: 1-1788 (595 amino acids)
Source: RefSeq, a predicted model, not a curated record
AUGUGCGACCACGAGGCUCGCGCCGCCCCGCCGACCGCCUCGGGCAGCGGCACGGCGCACCUCGACACCUACACGCCGCCCGCCAGCAGCGCCGCUCCGGCCACAGCCAGCGGCAGCAACACCUUCCCCGGCAACGGCACUGUGCCGUGGGUGACGGUGCUCUCGCACGCCAGCCACGUGCCGUCGCCGCUGUCGCAGGGCGAGCUCGCGCCCAGCUACGCGCACUCGCAGUCGCACGGCAGCGGCAGCCCGCCGGCUGGUGACGCAGCGGCGCAUGCAUCGCCGCAGCACUCGCCCGACGUCUCGGCGCCGCCGCACAGCGCCAGCUUCGCCUCCUGGUCGACGGCCUUCAACGACGAGAGCCAGCGCAGCAACAGCGCCGACGGCGUCGCGCUGCUGAGCGAGACGGCGCUGGCGUCGUCGCAGGGCGCCGCGACGCACUACGGCAGUCACUCGCAGCAGGCGGCCUCGAGGAACGCAAGUCCCGAACGUGCUGCAGCGACGGCCGGCCGUGGCAUGCCCAUGCCCGCCGCGUCGUACAGUCAGGCGCCGCCCACUGCCUCGAUCAGCCCGGCCAUGCUCGUCGGCACGCAGUACGCGCCGCUGCUGCUGCAGAACCAGGAGCUCCAGCAGCAGCAGCACAUGCAGCGUCAGCAGCAGCAGUACCACCUGCAACAGCGCAUGCAGCAGCAGCAGGCGCAGCAGGCACAGCAGCCGCCGCAGGCGCAGCAGAAGCACGCUCAGUACGGCCAGGCGCGCCCGCAGCCUGCGCAGCAGCAGGAGCCCGAGCAGCAGGAGCAGCAGCCGAACGCCUUCCAGCAGCAGAACGCCUCGUUCAACAGCGCAGCGCCCGUCGGUCUCUCGGCGCAGGACGAGGCGCUCUUCAAUCAGCUGCGAGAGUCGCCGCUGCUGGGCCACUACCUGCAGCACACGUUUGGCGACCUGCAUCGCCGCAUCGAGGCCGCUGGCCGGCACAACGACGACGUGCGCCAGCAGCUGCAGACCGAGGAGCGCGCCGUGACGGCGCAGCGCGUCGAGGUCAACUCGCUCGCCGCCGAGCAGCGCCGCUGGGCCGCGGCCGCCGAGGAGUGGUCGCUGCUGCGCACGCACGAGCUCGACGCGUGGGAGCAGCGUCUGGCGCACCGCUCGCUGCUGCUCAUGCAGCGCGAGAACGCCGUCGGCCUGCAGCGCCCCAGCGAGGCCGAGCAGGCGCGCGCCGAGGCGCUGGUGACCAACUCCAGCUUCCUUCAGUCCCACUCCAGCUUCCUGCUGCCCACGUCGUCGAGCAGCGCCGCGGCACCUCCGAUCCGCCGCUCUUCGGCACUGCAGGAGCGCGGCCAGAACGGCUCGAGCCAGCCGUCGGUCAACUCGCCGGCGCAGCAGGAGCAGGAGGUCGUCGAGCCGCCGCUCAAGAAGAAGCGCGCCUCGCCCAAGCCCAAGACGCGCGGCACGUCGGCCACGGCGGCGAAGCGCGGCAGCGGCCGUGCGCCGCGCAUGACCAAGGCGAAGAAGCUCGCGCAGGCCCAGGCCGACGAGGCCGCCGCAGACGCAGCUGCUGCCGCAGCCGUAGCUGCAGCCACCGGCUCGGUCGCCGUACCAGCCGUCGUCGCAGAGAGCUCGGUGGCGGCACGCACCCGCGCCAACGACAGCCCGCUCUUCUCGCCGCGUCCGUCGACGGGCGAGAAGGAGUUUGCCGGCACGGCCUUCGCCGGCGCUGCCCCGCUCGCUCGUAGCGCCGCGACCAGCGCCAGCCCGCCGGCUGCUGCGUCCGCCUCGGCUCCGCGCUGA